GCUUGCCAUAAGGGUCCAACCUCUCCACACUGUGAUCCAUAAAUGUCUAUGUCCUGUAAACAUCUGUAGCGUGUGCUGUGUUGAAGGCUGCUAGAGCAGCUUCUCUUCUCUUUUCUCAGUGUCAUCUCAUAGUGAACGCAAACCUCAGUCAGACUUCAACAUGGGAGGGGUGGCAGUCGUGUCGGUGCACUUUUACAAGUUUACUUGAAAUGGUUUCAUUCUGUCUCGUCAUUUUCAUUCGAUGCUUCUUCUUCCGUACAUACGUUUGUAAACACUUCUAGAAAGGAAGGCAUCCGACUUUCCUUGUGUGCCUGCGGACAGCGGUGAUGGGACAGUUGUGCUGGGUGUAGCCUGACAGGAUGGUUAUCAGCUGGAUCCUCUUUAUUGCUACUGUCCUUCGUUUCUCUAUCACUGUCGGCGGCGAGGCAGGACAAAGCGCUGUGUACCUGAAUACGCUGCAGAUCUCAGGUCUUCUGUCCUGCUCUGAGGGCUUCACUGAGCUGGGUUAUUACAGUGGAUCUGUGUCUCAGACGGGCUCUGGCUUUUCCUGUCUAAAAUGGACUGACUUUCCAGACUACAUGCUGCAGUACCCCAAUCGUGGACUUGGCGACCACAACCAAUGUCGAAACCCUGACCGUGCAUCCAACCCCUGGUGCUUUUUCAGACAGAAGUCGGGAGCCAUUGGAUGGGCCUACUGCGACUGCCACCAGGGUGAGGCGCGGCUGGUGGGGGGAUCAUCUAAGAGUGGUCGUCUUGAGGUGCAUCUAAAUGGCCGGUGGGGAGCAGUGUGUGACACCCACCUGACUGAUCGAGAUGCCAGUGUGGUCUGUAGACAACUGAGGCUUGGUGAGAUUGGCACUGCGCUUCGGCAUUCCUAUUUCGGACCCGGUUCUGGUCUCUUUCACUUUGAACGUCUUGGCUGCCAUGGCAAUGAAGAUUCUCUGCUGAAGUGCCGGAGCAGGAAGUAUGUCUCCGGUGACUGUAACCAUGGAAAUGAGGCUGGAGUGGUGUGUGCAGUGCCAGAGGGCAAUGGUGCUCCACUGAGGCUUGUAGGAGGCCUUGAGGAUUUCGAAGGGCGUGUGGAGGUGUACCAUAACGGGAGGUGGGGCACUAUCUGUGAUGACGAAUGGGAUGAUAUUGAUGCUGAAGUGGUUUGCCGACAGUUGGGAUUGGGUGGUGUACCAAAGGCAUGGACGUGGGCGCACUUUGGGCAGGGCACUGGGCCUAUCAUGCUGGACGGAGUGCACUGCACAGGAAAUGAGCUGUCUCUGGAGGAAUGCCCUCAUGCACCCUGGGGCCAGCACAACUGUGAUCACAUGGAGGAUGCUGGAGUCUCGUGUAACCCGUUUUCAGAUGGAGUGUUGCGUCUAGUAGGAGCUGAUAGCCCAUGGGAAGGACGUCUUGAGGUUUAUCACGCUGGAGAAUGGGGCACAGUGUGUGAUGACAACUGGACCGGAAGUCACGCCCAGGUGGUGUGUCGACAGCUGGGUUAUCAAGGGCGAGCUGAGGUAGCUCCAGAUGGGAUGUAUGGAGAGGGCACAGGGGUGAUCCUGCUGGAUGAGGUGACAUGUGAAGGGGGAGAGAGCUCUCUGCUGGACUGUGCUCACGGUCAGUGGGGGCAGCAUGACUGCUCUCACAGUGAGGAUGUGGGCGUACGCUGUGAAAGAGAAGGACAGAACAAUGAGAUCCCUCAAGUGGCUCUUGCCACAGGUCCCCUGGUGAGGCUGGUGGAUGGCGAGAGCCGUAAGGAGGGCCGCGUAGAGGUCUUUAUGAACGGCCAGUGGGGCAGUGUGUGUGAUGAUGGUUGGAAUGACAUCAGCGCUGGAGUGGUCUGCAGACAGCUCGGAUUUGUUGGGGUCUCGAAGGCCCGCUCCAUGGCUUAUUUUGGUGAGGGUCAGGGACCCAUCCAUCUUGAUAAUGUGAAUUGUGUUGGGACAGAGGCUUCAUUAGGGGAGUGUUCAGCUGUGGGUCCGGACGCCCAUGAUUGCAGGCACAGUGAGGACGCAGGGGUCAUCUGUGACUACACCACUGAGCCUGUAAAGUACAGAAGCAUGAGCAAGCAGGAAUGUGGCUUGAAACCCAACACACAAAGGCGCAGGAAAAGGAUCAUUGGAGGAGACAAGUCUCUACGGGGUGACUGGCCGUGGCAAGUAUCUCUGUGGCUGAGGUCUCAAUCGAAAGGCACCCAUCCACUUUGUGGGGCAACUCUCAUCAAUUCCUGUUGGGUCAUAACUGCUGCUCAUUGCUUCAAGAGGUUUGGUUCAGACCCUUCCCGUUAUGCACUACGGCUCGGUGACUACCACACAGAGGAGAGGGAUGACUUUGAGCGCACUCUUUCUCCUGAGCGCAUCAUGAUCCACAGGAAGUACCACAACCAGGGCUGGGAAUAUGAUAUUGCCCUACUGAAGCUGAAGGGCACAGAUGGGAAUUGUGUGGCCUUUAACCCGCACACUAAUGCAGUUUGCCUUCCACCUCAGAGCAACAGGAGAGACAAGAGGCCUAUCGCCUGUGUUAUCACCGGCUGGGGAAUUACAGACUUGGAGUAUUCCCGAACACUGCUGCAAGCCUGGGUUCCUUUACUGCCCUCCUGGAAGUGUAAAAAACGUUACGGCAGUCGCUUCACUAGCCGCAUGUUGUGUGCCGGCAGCUUGUCGAACCAUCGCCGUGUAGACAGCUGUCAGGGUGACAGUGGGGGGCCACUGGUGUGCCGGGGUGAGGCUGGCCACUGGAUGCUCACAGGAAUCAUCUCCUGGGGUCACGGUUGUGGCGACCCCAACUAUCCCGGUGUGUACACACGGGUCAACCGCUUCCUGAAGUGGAUAGAGAAAGUCACCCACAGUACUGGCAAAGCGUGAUGUCACAGUUUUGACAUUAAAACCACUUAUCGCAUUGUAUAAAUUCUAUAUCAUGUAAUGCCUAUGAAGGGGUUACCAGCUGGCCAUUACGUUUACAGCUGGUUUGAUCCUGUUUCAUGUGUUGCACAUUUUACUACUCGCACCAUGCCAUUUCAAUUCCAUUUCUGUACACUUGAAGCCUUCGUGAACAUGCACAAGAACAUCAAGUCUCAUGAUUUUUAGGGACAGCUGCAUUAAGUGAGCAGAGUUUUCCGGGAUUGAAAGGUCGUCGACGGAUAAGCCUUUGUAAAUAAGUCAUUUUGCACUAAUCUGCAUUUAAUAUAAAUGGAGCAUCUGUGGGAUGUCUGUGUUCUGGUCUGGCUCUAAAUUAAUACACAUAUUGCACUUAAAUGUCUUUUGUUGAGGAGGAGUUAACUAAGACAAGGAACGACAUGGAUAUAUGUAAAGAUUCAUAAACACUCCACUUGUAUGUUGGUAAUUUGUACUCUUGUUGAAGGUACCCUACCAUUAUUGAGCUUAUCAUUUAAUUUUUCAAAGGGAUGCAGAGAACCAAUGUCAGAAAAUAAUAUGUUCAGUUUAUUUAUUUGUACUGUAUAACAAUGCAAAAAAUUUCUCAAGCUCCUACCCAACAGAUAAUAUGAUAAUAUCAGUGAUAUUAUGAAGUAUUGGACUGGAUAUUAUGGUGAUGGCCAAAAUAUUUAAAUUAUAUAUUAAUGAUUUUGCGUUCACAUGCAAAAUGUUUGUUUCCCUUUGAAACUUUGCAUUUGCCGGAUGAACAUUUGUGUUUUCCUGCUAAAUUUUUAUGUUCUCCCAAGAAAGUUUGCAUUUUGUGAGUGAACAGAAAACUGCAUGGAAAUACUAUGAUGGGGAUACUAUGAUUUUUUUUUCUAUCACCAUGUUUCCUUAGGGGCUCUGUAUGGUCACACUUUAGUUUGAGGACCAAUUCUCAGUAUUAACUAUGACUUUGGCCUUAAUAAAAUCCUAAUUUGCUGCUUAUUAAUAGUUAGUAAGGUAGUUGUUAAGUUUAGGUGUGAGGUAGGAUUAAGGGGUCUAAAAUAUGGUCAUGCAAUAUAAGGCAUUAAUAUGUGCUUUAUAAGUAGUAAUAAACACCCAAUAUGCUAGUAAUAUGCAUGCUAAUAAGUGACUACUUGAUAUGAAAAUUUGUCCUUAAACUAAAGUGUUACCCUCCUUAACACAUUUAAGUUUUUUUUUUUUUACCAAGGACAAUUCCAUGUAGUCCAAACGGUUCAAAUGAUGUAGAUGCUUUGGUUCUUAACAUUCUAUGAACAGUCUGCUAUUAAUAAAUCCCAAACAGAAACUUCCAUGAAAUUAUGUAAAAAUGUAAAGGCUGCAAAUAUGUCAUAUUUAGCCAUGGUUAAAAACUGGUUAAGAAAAACUGAAUGAUCAUAUGUUUAGACACCAAGUUGGAAAAAAUAAGAAAAACUGAUUUGAACGCAUGAUCUUGUUUCCACAUUAUUUAUUUAUUUAUUUAUUUUUUAUUCUGCAAAAUGGUGAUCUGAAAGCAAAAAACUAGUCAGUCAAAAAUGCAUAAUGUUCUGGCAUCAUGAUCAUCUAUUUCCAACACAUUGUGUUUGUAUUAAAUGUUGAAAAUCGUCAUUGACCAUAUUAACUGUACUGGAACAGGCUCAUUGAAAAUAAAUA
This is a messenger RNA of Carassius gibelio (silver crucian carp), 4517 nucleotides long. Its product is annotated as neurotrypsin-like. The transcript has 14 exons. Gene Ontology annotation, cellular component: membrane. Lineage: Eukaryota; Metazoa; Chordata; Actinopteri; Cypriniformes; Cyprinidae. Gene Ontology annotation, biological process: proteolysis. The coding region runs from base 360 to 2855 and encodes 831 amino acids. The record is from RefSeq and is a predicted model, not a curated record. Gene Ontology annotation, molecular function: serine-type endopeptidase activity.